GAUUAGACUUUGAUACCAGCAAAGGACUUCCAGAUUCUGAUUAUAUGACUUUAACCGGGAUUUCAAAGGAAAAUUUUGAUGAUGUUAUAUCCCAUUGCCAGUCAAUCCGAUCAACAAAGAAUCGUAGCUUAAGAACAUGCAUUGCCCUUUUGUUGGUGAAGUUAAGGACUGGCCUCUCAAAUCAAAUGUUGUCAACACUAUUUAACAUUGAAAAAAGUGGCGUAAGGAGAGCAUUAAGAACAGCACGAAAGGAGUUGACAGAAACGUUUACACCAAAUUAUGUUGGUUUUGGUCAUUUAUCAAGACGAGAUGUUAUUGAGAACCACACAAGACCACUAGCUCAAGAGAUAUUUGGCAGUAUCGUAGAGAAACCUGCAAUCCUUGUGGUGGAUGGAACAUACAUAUACAUACAGAAAAGCAGCAACUUCAAAUUCCAACGCCGUUCCUUCAGUCAACACAAAAACCGUCCACUAGUGAAGCCUAUGGUUAUCGUGUCAACUACAGGAUACAUUGUGUCUGUUCUCGGGCCAUAUCUCGCUGACCUCAAGAACAAUGAUGCAAACAUUUUGAAACAUUCCAUCAAAACCAAUGUGGAGGAUAUUCAAGAUUGGUUACAGCAAGAUGAUAUCCUGGUAGUAGACCGUGGAUUCAGGGAUUCCAUUGACUUUCUUGACAGUUUAGGAAUCAAAGCCCAUAUGCCAGCCUUCCUCCCUAAAGGGCAUAAACAACACACAGUGGAUGAGGCUAAUUCAGCUCGAUUGGUCACCAAAAUCCGGUGGAUAGUUGAAUCUGUCAAUGGUCGGUUAAAGCAGUGGAGGUACCUACAGAACGUUGUGCCAAAUACACAGAUCCCCUACAUUGGAGAGUAUGUUUGCCUGAUUGUUGCACUCUGUAAUAAGUACCGACGACCUCUUAACCAGGGAAAUCAAGACAGUGACCAGAUUUUGGGUGCCAAAAUGAAGUAUCUAGCAUCACAGAGAAACAUGCUCCAAGAAAGAGUGGAAUCUGAGGCACUGCAUAGAAGAAUCAGCUCAUGGAAGGCCUUAGAUGCUGAAGACUGUGUAGUGGAAUUUCCAAGGCUCUCUCCUGAUGAACUCCGCAAUUUGACAGUAGGUAUAUACCAACUGAAACUUGCUAGGAGUUACACUACAGAGCAUCUCAGUGAAGAUGGUGACUACAGCAUCAUGGUGAAUUCUGAGAUUCCUGAUGUCCUGCGUGUUCGAAUCCAGAGUCGCCACAUCUCUUCCAAGCAGUACCUACUGUGGAUUCAGUACUCCAGUGGAAGUGUGACAGGCUGGUACUGUCAGUGUCGGGCAGGUGCACGAGUUGUUGGGGCAUGUGCGCAUGUGGCCUCAGUACUGUGGUAUCUAGGAUAUGGACGGCACACAGAAUCCAUCACAGGUGUGCAGAACUGGGCAAACUAUCUGGAAGAUGCUGCUGUGAUUCCAGAACUGAUGGAUGAAUCGGAAAGUGAGGACAGUGCCACAGAAGAGUAGUCUGCACAUGUAUAGUGGAAGGUGCUAUUAAAGUAUUUUUAUGUAAGAAGUCUUAAUGCAUGUCAUUGAUGCCACAAUUUGUUACAAUAUUUUUGCUUAAAAAGUUAUUCAGUUUCCAGAAAUCUGUGAUUUUUUGUGUAAAAAUGAGGAAUUUAGGCAUAUCUAUUGUUCUCAAUUUUUUUUCAAUACAGUACUGUGUAGUGGAUUCUAACAUAUGCAGUUGGUUUUUUUUGUUAUUUUGUGUUUGCUAUAAAAGUUAUUCACUGUUUCCAGAAAUCUGUGAUUUUUUUGGUGCAAAAAUCGCUUGUUUUCCCCCAAAAUGAGGAAUUUAGGCUUAUCUAUUGUUCACAAUUUCUCCCAAUAUAAUACUGUGUAGUGGGUUCUAACAUAUGCAGUUGGUUUUUGUGUUAUAUUUUGUUUGCUAUAAAAGUUGUUCACUGUUUCCAGAAAUCUGUGAUUUUUUUGUGCAAAAAUCGCUUGUUUUCCCCCAAAAUGAGGAAUUUAGGCUUAUCUAUUGUUCACAGUUUUUCUCAAUAUAAUACUGUGUAGUGGGUUCUAACAUAUGCAGUUGAUUUUUGUGUUAUUUUUUGUUUGCUAUAAAAGUUAUUCACUGUUUCCAGAAAUCUGUGAAUUUUUGAGCAAAAAUUGUUAGUUUUCCCCCAAAAUGAGGAAUUUAGGCUUAUUUAUUGUUCACAAUUUUUUUAAAAUAUAAUGCUGUAUAGUGAGUUCUACUAAAUGCAGUUAAUUUUUGUGUUAUUUUUUGUUUGCUAUAAAAGUUAUUCAAUGUUUCCAGAAAUCUGUGAUUUUUUUGUGUAAAAACCAGUCAUUUUACCCCAAAAUAAGGCAUUUAGGCAUAUUUAUUGUUCAUAAUUGUUUUCAGUGUAAUCCUGUAUAAUGAAUUCUAACAUGUGGAAAUGUUUGUUUUGUUAUUUCUUGUUUGAUAUAAAAGUUAUUUAUUAUUUCCAGAAA
This is a messenger RNA of Ostrea edulis (European flat oyster), 2465 nucleotides long. RefSeq lists its product as uncharacterized. The coding region runs from base 45 to 1496 and encodes 483 amino acids. The record is from RefSeq and is a predicted model, not a curated record. The transcript is spliced from 3 exons. Lineage: Eukaryota; Metazoa; Mollusca; Bivalvia; Ostreida; Ostreidae.